This is a messenger RNA of Ananas comosus (pineapple), 1809 nucleotides long. RefSeq names its product pentatricopeptide repeat-containing protein At4g39620, chloroplastic. The transcript is spliced from 2 exons. Lineage: Eukaryota; Viridiplantae; Streptophyta; Magnoliopsida; Poales; Bromeliaceae. The coding region runs from base 96 to 1598 and encodes 500 amino acids. The record is from RefSeq and is a predicted model, not a curated record. Gene Ontology annotation, molecular function: mRNA binding; protein binding.
GUCACCGAGGUCACUCUGACACUUCUCUCUGCGUCCAUGGUGUUCGCACUUGUUCGAGCUGUUCGUAGCUUCGCUCAGAACCCUAAUCCUCCGCCAUGUCUACGAUCUCCGACCUCUCCUUCUCCUCUCUCCAUCUCCAAUCCCUCUCCCCCUUCUUCUCCUCUUGCCCCAAAUCCCACUUCCCAUUACGAUUCCACAAGCUCCCCAUUGGUUCGUCGAGCUCCAUCUCGAAGGCGACGACGACGCUGCCGCCGAAGAAGAAGAUGAAGAGGCGGAGGAGCUCCGCCCCGAAGGGCGACGGCUCGUCGGAGGUGGAGGAGCUCGUGCGGUUGCUCCUCCGCAGGUCCGGGGUGGGCAAGGAGCCGCUCGUGGCGACGCUCGACAAGUACGUGAGGGUGGUGCGCACCGAGCACUGCUUCCUCCUCUUCGAGGAGCUCGGGAAGCGGGACGGGUGGCUUCAGUGCCUCGAGGUGUUCAGAUGGAUGCAGAGGCAGCGCUGGUACGUUGCUGAUAACGGUAUCUAUUCAAAGCUAAUAUCUGUAAUGGGGAAGAAGGGCCAGACGAGGAUGGCCAUGUGGUUAUUCUCUCAGAUGCGAAACAGUGGGUGUAGACCAGACGCUUCUGUAUACAAUGCUCUCAUCACCGCGCAUCUUCACUCAAGAGACAAAGUUAAGGCCCUGGCGAAAGCCCUCGGCUACUUUGAAAAGAUGAAGGGGAUCGAAAGAUGCCAACCCAACAUUGUCACAUACAACAUUCUCUUAAGAGCAUUUGCUCAGGCCAGCGAUACUAAACGAGUGGAUGCAUUAUUCAAAGAUCUUGAUGAGAGCAUCGUUUCUCCUGACAUCUAUACUUAUAACGGUGUUAUGGAUGCGUAUGGAAAGAAUGGCAUGCUUAAAGAGAUGGAGUCUAUAUUAUUGCUCAUGAAAAGCAAACAAUGCAAGCCGGAUGUCAUAACAUAUAAUAUUCUUAUCGAUGCAUAUGGGCGGCGACAAGCGUUUGAUAAAAUGGAGCAGGUUUUUAAGAGCUUGUUAAGAUCGAAGGAGACUCCGACUCUCCCUACAUUCAAUUCGAUGAUUACUAAUUAUGGGAAGGCUAGGCUUAGGGACAAAGCAGAAUCUGUCUUUGAAAAGAUGAAUGAUUCGGGUUUCAAGCCGAGUUACGUGACUUAUGAGUGUCUUAUCGCAAUGUAUGGUUAUUGUGAUUGUGUUGCGAGAGCUAGAGAGGUGUUUGAUGGGAUGGUAAAUAAUCAAAAGGAGGUACAGGUAUCAUCAUUGAAUGCUAUUCUUGAUGCAUACUGCGUGAAUGAUUUGUUGAUUGAAGCAGAUCAACUUUUGGAGCAUGCAAUUAAGAAAGGAAUGGUGCCAAAUGCAUCGACAUACAAAUUACUAUACAAGGCUUAUAGCAAGGCAAAUAGUAAGGAACUUAUAAGUAGUUUGUUGAAGCGUAUGGACGAGCAGGGUAUUGUUCCGAAUAAAAAGUUCUUCUUGGAUGCCUUAGAAGCCUUUGGUUCUUCAGAGUCGAGAGCCAAUUCUAGCAAUGUGGCAGAUAACUCUAGCAAUUCACAAGUUAGGGCGAAGAUUGCAUUAUCUCGUGAUUAAUUUCUUGUCAUAUCUGUUUAUUCCGCAGGCUGCUAAGCAGGAUUACCAUUCAUCCGACAAUCACUUGUAAAAUCUUGAUUUAGUCGUGCGUUCGCACCAGUCUUUGUAUAUUAUGAGCUCAUGUUUGUUGUAAAAAAUUUCAAGGUAUGUAAGAUUGGUUACUUUAUUCAUUUGAUUAUCAGAUUUCGAUGUGAAAUCUGUUUCCGAUUUA